Plasmodium cynomolgi strain B is the source of this 312-nucleotide messenger RNA. RefSeq lists its product as hypothetical. The annotation marks the transcript as partial. The record is from RefSeq and is a predicted model, not a curated record. NCBI's taxonomy places the organism in Eukaryota, Apicomplexa, Aconoidasida, Haemosporida, Plasmodiidae. The transcript has 2 exons.
UGUUCUGGACGCGCAGGAUGGGAGUGCAAUGAGUGACAUGAAAAAUGUAGCCAACCGUGGGGACAGCGCACCCAAUAGCCACAACGACACAGCGUUCACGAUAAAUUUAGAGGACGCAAAAAUAAUUCAGGAGUGCACCCAUGAGUUUCUCAUCAACGAAAAGGCAAAAAUAAGAGAAAUUGGGCUAAACUAUUUUGUGAAUUCAUUUGAGGAUAGUAAUACAUCAGGAGAAGUGGUCCAUUUGCGUAAUGACAUCACCGGGAUUAAUAUUUGGAUGUGCUGCUUCAUGAUAAGCAAAUGGAUCUCCGACUU